AUGUCUCUCAGCGGAACCUCUGAGCGCAGCGUCCCGGCCACCAAGAUUGAAAUUACCGUGUCCUGCCGGAACCUGCUGGACCUCGACACCUUCUCCAAGUCCGACCCCAUGGUGGUGCUUUCCACGCAGAGCCGGGCCAGCCAGGAGUGGCGGGAGUUUGGACGGACGGAGGUGAUCGACAACACGCUGAAUCCAGACUUCGUGCGCAAAUUCGUCCUUGAUUAUUUCUUUGAAGAAAAGCAAAAUCUGCGCUUCGAUGUGUACAACGUGGACUCCAAAACUAACAUUUCCAAACCGAAGGAUUUCCUGGGACAAGCGUUCCUGGCCCUGGGAGAGGUGAUUGGAGGCCAGGGCAGCCGUGUAGAGCGACCCCUCACGGGUGUACCAGGCAAGAAGUGUGGGACCAUAUUGCUGACUGCAGAGGAGCUUAGCAAUUGUCGGGACAUUGCUACCAUGCAGCUGUGUGCAAACAAGCUAGACAAGAAGGACUUCUUUGGGAAAUCAGACCCCUUCCUUGUGUUCUACAGGAGCAAUGAGGAUGGCACGUUCACCAUCUGCCACAAGACAGAAGUUAUCAAAAACACACUGAACCCCGUGUGGCAGCCCUUCAGCAUCCCCGUGCGUGCACUGUGCAAUGGAGACUAUGACAGAACAGUGAAGAUUGAUGUGUAUGACUGGGACCGGGAUGGCAGCCACGACUUCAUUGGUGAGUUCACCACCAGCUACCGGGAGCUGAGCAAGGCCCAGAACCAGUUUACAGUGUAUGAGGUACUUAACCCUCGUAAGAAAUGUAAGAAGAAGAAAUACGUCAACUCGGGAACUGUGACGCUGCUUUCCUUCUCUGUGGACUCAGAAUUCACUUUCGUGGAUUAUAUCAAAGGAGGGACCCAGCUGAACUUCACAGUAGCCAUUGACUUCACAGCUUCUAAUGGGAAUCCCUUGCAGCCCACCUCCCUGCACUACAUGAGUCCCUACCAGCUCAGCGCCUAUGCCAUGGCCCUCAAGGCAGUGGGAGAAAUCAUCCAGGACUAUGACAGUGACAAGCUCUUCCCAGCCUACGGCUUUGGGGCCAAGCUGCCCCCAGAGGGACGGAUCUCCCACCAGUUCCCCCUGAACAACAAUGAUGAGGACCCCAACUGUGCGGGCAUUGAGGGCGUGUUGGAGAGCUACUUCCGGAGCCUGCGCACAGUGCAGCUCUAUGGGCCCACCUAUUUUGCUCCUGUCAUCAACCAGGUGGCCAGGGCUGCAGCCAAAAUCUCUGAUGGUUCCCAGUACUAUGUCCUGCUCAUCAUCACGGAUGGGGUCAUUUCUGACAUGACACAGACCAAGGAGGCCAUCGUCAGUGCCUCCUCACUGCCCAUGUCUAUCAUUAUUGUUGGUGUGGGACCAGCCAUGUUUGAAGCAAUGGAAGAGUUGGAUGGUGAUGACGUGCGUGUGUCCUCCAGGGGACGCUAUGCUGAGCGGGACAUCGUUCAGUUCGUCCCAUUCCGAGACUAUGUCGACCGAUCAGGGAACCAAGUGUUGAGCAUGGCCCGACUAGCCAAGGAUGUGCUCGCAGAGAUCCCAGAGCAACUGUUGUCCUAUAUGCGAACCAGGGACAUCCAGCCUCGCCCCCCACCACCUACCAACCCCAGUUCAACCCCAGCUCCAGAGCAACCCUAA
This is a messenger RNA of Artibeus jamaicensis (Jamaican fruit-eating bat), 1662 nucleotides long. It is a transcript of the gene CPNE9, whose product is annotated as copine family member 9. Gene Ontology annotation, molecular function: calcium-dependent phospholipid binding. Gene Ontology annotation, biological process: cellular response to calcium ion. The transcript is spliced from 21 exons. Lineage: Eukaryota; Metazoa; Chordata; Mammalia; Chiroptera; Phyllostomidae. Gene Ontology annotation, cellular component: plasma membrane. The record is from RefSeq and is a predicted model, not a curated record. Bases 1 to 1662 code for a protein of 553 amino acids.